UUGUUUUUCACAAAGCUCUUCUUAAAGUGAGCUGGCAGCGAGCAAGCGCUCGUCUUUGUACCGAGACCGUAGAGCUGGAGAGCAGCAUCUAGCGUUGUUACUUUUUAAGCAAUCCCAAUGAAGCGCUUGUAGAGAACACACUGAUCCUGCCUGCAAUCUUUUUCGCAGGGCAGAGAAAUUGAUCAGUGUCAAGGAAAGAUCACAUUUUUAUAUGAGAUCUUGACUUUUCUUCCCCCUUUUUUUCUUACAGUAUAUUUUUAUAGACUUUGUUAUUAAAAAAAAAUACAACAUGGUGCUGGGGAAGGUGAAGAGUUUGACAAUAAGCUUUGACUGUCUUAAUGACAGCAAUGUCCCCGUCUAUUCAAGCGGGGACACAGUCUCAGGAAGGGUGAAUUUAGAAGUUACUGGGGAAAUUAGAGUCAAAUCGCUUAAAAUCCAUGCAAGAGGACAUGCAAAAGUACGCUGGACUGAAUCGAGAAAUGCUGGAUCCAAUACUGCCUACACACAGAAUUACACCGAAGAAGUAGAAUAUUUCAACCACAAGGAUGUCUUGAUUGGGCACGAAAGAGAUGAUGACAAUUCUGAAGAAGGUCUCCACAUCAUUCAUUCAGGACGGCAUGAAUAUGCAUUCAGCUUUGAGCUUCCACAGACACCACUUGCUACCUCAUUUGAAGGCAGACAUGGCAGUGUGCGUUAUUGGGUGAAAGCAGAAUUGCACAGGCCUUGGCUUCUACCAGUAAAAUUAAAGAAGGAAUUUACAGUCUUUGAACAUAUAGAUAUCAACACUCCUUCAUUACUGUCACCCCAAGCAGGCACAAAAGAAAAGACUCUGUGUUGCUGGUUUUGUACCUCAGGCCCAAUAUCCUUAAGUGCCAAAAUCGAAAGGAAGGGCUACACCCCAGGUGAAUCAAUUCAGAUCUUUGCAGAAAUUGAAAACUGCUCUUCCCGGAUGGUGGUGCCAAAGGCUGCCAUUUAUCAAACACAGGCAUUCUAUGCCAAAGGAAAAAUGAAGGAAGUAAAGCAACUUGUUGCCAACCUGCGAGGGGAGUCCCUGUCAUCAGGGAAGACAGAAACCUGGAAUGGCAAACAGCUGAAAAUUCCACCUGUUUCCCCAUCAAUCCUUGAUUGUAGUAUAAUCCGUGUGGAAUAUUCUCUAAUGGUAUAUGUGGAUAUUCCAGGUGCAAUGGAUUUGUUCCUUAACUUACCACUUGUCAUUGGUACCAUACCAUUACACCCAUUUGGCAGCAGAACAUCAAGUGUGAGCAGCCAAUGUAGCAUGAAUAUGAAUUGGCUUGGUCUGACCCUGCCUGAAAGACCUGAAGCACCUCCUAGCUAUGCAGAAGUGGUCACUGAGGAGCAAAGACAGUCCAGCCUAGCACCUGUAGCUGCUUGUGAUGACUUUGAAAGAGCACUUCAAGGGCCACUGUUCGCCUACAUCCAGGAGUUCCGUUUCCUGCCUCCUCCACUUUAUUCUGAGAUUGACCCAAACCCAGACCAGCCCUCAGAUGACAGGCCAUCCUGCCCUUCUCGUUGAAGGAAUGCCUAAUAAGAAGAACUGACUGGGGUCUGAAUUGCAUUUUGCCGUGUUGAGGAUAAAGGCAUCCUGUUGGAGACACAUGUUGAAAGGAAGUUCUUGCCUAAAAGAAAAGGCGAAAUAACAAAACAACCUGUGAUUAUGCUUUCAAAGCCUACGGCAACAUCAUAGGACUGCUCUUCAUGCUUGAAGACCUGAGCUUUCCCUCCCUGUCCUAUCUUGGCACAUACUAAGAGCAGCCUUAAUAGCCUACACUCAUGUGUCAAAACACUCACCGUGUUGCAAGAGGGAUGACUUCCUCUUUUGUUUUGAAAAUUUGCACAUGCUCGAUGCUUAUGUUGUGCGGUUCAGUGUCACUACAGCUUUUUCUCAUUUACGUUGGGACUGUUGUUACCCCCUUCUAACUUGUUUGUGGUCCGCACAACAAGGAGCAAAAGAAAGCUUUGAAAACUUUAUGUUGACAAAUGCACUGACUUUUUUUAUUUAGAAAACAAACAAACAAUAUAGCCUGGACUUUUCUUGCAUAUGCACAUGCUCCAAACUGUCCCAGUAAGACUGAUCCGCGUAUCACCUCUUCAGCUUGGAUACUAUUGUGGAUUGAUUACAAACAUCAAAUGCCUUCAAGCCAAUCCUUGCUGUAUGUUUUGCAGCCUACUGUAGUAGAUAAGCAACAGAUAUGGAGGGGGGAGGGAAAUAACAGAAGGAAACUAAUAGGAGUCUUCUUCAAGAUUGUAUACCUUCUUGAUUCCUUUUAAGAAUUUGUUGCCUUUCUACUAUUACCACAAACAAGAAUUUUGUUACAGACUGCCUAAAAUCACUUAAUCUCAGGUGAACUCAUCACUUGCCAAAAUGUUGAAAUGCUAUUUGUGUUUAUUGUUUAUGUUGCACUGUUAAGUAUUUUUCCUUCUGUUUUGGUUUGGUUGGAAAGGGGGCUUGGAAAAGGGACAUGCACAAAAGAAUCCAUCCUCAUUUCUUAUUAUCUUUUUGGAACAUGAGACACAAUUAAGAAAAGUUUUGUUGUUACAAUGUUCAAAAAAGCCACAGGAUGUAGCAACCAACAUAACAGUCAAGAAUUACUGGAGAAAAGCUGUGCAUGAUUCAUGUAGUGAUUAUCAGAAGGUUUCCCAGAUAGGUGGGUGGAGAAAUAAAUUUAUUUUUAUACAUAGUUAUUCCACAACCACAGAUUUUGUACUAAACAAUUUGUAGUGAAAUUUGAAGAUAUGUAAAGUUGGAAUCUUCACUAAGAAGGACAGUAUAUUUUCAAAGAAAAUAAGAAGGUUGUUUUUAGGAAAGGUCUCCUGGUGUUUCCUGCUCAGAUUACUUUCUCUCCAAGACUGAAGAACUGUAGGGGGAAAAUUAGUAAAGAAAACACCUACAAAGUAAAAAGGCUGCCCUGGAUAUAAUAAAAUCAGUUGCCAGAGAUAGUAGGCAAAGGGCUGCUUUCCUUAUGUAAUUCAGAUAUAUGAAAGCAAAUUCACAAGAUUUUCAGCUGAUUGUUGACUGGGCAUUGACUAACUUGCCUUAAGUACAAAGGAUCAGCUGUGGAGUGAUAGGUAUGGAGGCACCUUUUGACACACUAAUAUGUCACCAUCCAUUUUUGCACAAGUAUAUUCUCAAGAAAGAAAUGUGCAGCUGAUUUUUUACCAGAAGCAGCCAUCUUGAUGGCUAAGUGCAGAAUUACAUUAUAACUACUGGGUUGUUUAAUUUCAAGCAUUAUAACCAAUCUGGUUUAUAGGUUGCUUUGCUGAGGUGGAAACUCAACAGAUUUAAGUUCCAUCUUGCAACUGAGGCUUCAUAACAAAUAGGAUAGGCUUUUCCAUAAGUGGCCUUCAAGAAAACAUGGGCAACAAGUCAUGUUUGAACAAUAACAGGGUGAAAAAUACAGUAUAAAAAGAGUCACGUUUUAAGUGAUUCAGUUAGAGAGUUUGGCCUUCAGCAAGCAAAUUUAGUAUACUGGAUAAUAAGGAAACUGAGUGAUGACCUUUUUAAAAAUCAUACUAAAUGUUUUUGUGGAUGUCCCUCUUCUGUAGAGGAUAAAAAUAUGCUGAAGGGAUAGUGGCAUAAAAGGGCAUUUGGUGGUUUUAUUCUUUUUUUUUCUUUGCUGUUUUUGUUUUAACCAUUUAGGGAACAAUUGCUGUUAAGCAUAGCAUUACAUUCAUCAUGAUACAAUGGAAGUUUCCAUAUGAAGCAGGAUUGACCAAUAUUGUCGUAAUUGGCACUGAAUCACAUCGACUUGUGAUCAGUUUUAAAGUUGUAGACACUAUUAAUUAAAUUGUUCUUACAA
Messenger RNA from Heteronotia binoei (common prickly gecko), 3818 nucleotides. RefSeq names its product arrestin domain containing 3 (gene ARRDC3). The coding region runs from base 290 to 1534 and encodes 414 amino acids. Gene Ontology annotation, biological process: protein transport. Gene Ontology annotation, cellular component: cytoplasm. The transcript is spliced from 8 exons. NCBI's taxonomy places the organism in Eukaryota, Metazoa, Chordata, Lepidosauria, Squamata, Gekkonidae. The record is from RefSeq and is a predicted model, not a curated record.